Molecule: messenger RNA, 5288 nt
Organism: Drosophila elegans
Lineage: Eukaryota; Metazoa; Arthropoda; Insecta; Diptera; Drosophilidae
Product: irregular chiasm C-roughest protein
Exons: 16
Coding region: 14-3229 (1071 amino acids)
Molecular function (GO): protein binding
Source: RefSeq, a predicted model, not a curated record
CAGAGUCAUAGCCAUGUCCAUCACCGUCUUAUUCCUAAUCUGCCUGAUCAUGGGAGCUCUAUCCUAUGCAAAUUCGCACGAGCAUGCCGAUGGCUUCAAGCCAGAUGGCGAAAUCCUGCGCGUUCUGGUGAACAGCUCGGCCCAAAUCAAAUGCGAUGUGGGUUCCAGCCAGGCCGACGACAAAGUGCUGCUGGUGGUUUGGUACAAGAAUAAUUUACCCAUUUACAGCUACGACACACGUGGCGCCCACGCAGGCACCCCAUCGCACUGGCGGGACGAGGAGGUCCUCGAGGAUCGGGCCGUCUUUCGCACGCACAAGGAGCCGGCGGAAUUGAUUAUAAAUCCGGUUAAGGAAAAGGAUGCGGGCAACUUUCGCUGUCGCGUGGACUUCAAGCUUUCGCAGACCCGGAACAGCAAUGUCAAUUUGGAAGUUGUCGUGCCGCCGAUGGAGCCAAUUAUCUUCAACGAGCGUCGCCUGCGAAUAGAUUCAAGGGCAGGUCCCUAUGAAGAGGGUGGCAGCCUGGAAGUGACCUGCGUCGUCUACGGAGGUUCUCCGCCACCGACUGUCAUCUGGCUGAUGAAUGGCCAGCUCCAGAACAGCGUUGUCGAUUACACAUACGAUGGCGCCAUCAACAGCAAACUGGUGGUUCGCAACCUGUCACGAAUCCACCAACAUGCGGUCUACACCUGCCAGGCCAGCAAUUUCCACAAGAAAUAUGUGGCCACCAACAUAACUAUUGAGCUCUACUUGCGUCCUCUUCUGGUAGAAAUCAGCUUCAACAACCAGCCGAUGUCAGCAGAUCGAAAGUACGAGAUCGAAUGCCAGGCGAUCGGAUCGAGGCCGCCGGCCAAAAUCACCUGGUGGAUGGGCAACCUCGAACUACAUGGGCACAGUCAGAAGGUCUCUGAGGAUGGCAAUGUAAGCACUUCGGUGCUAUCGAUCACACCCACAAGAGAGGAUCAUGGCAAGGCAUUGUCCUGCCGGGCAACCAAUGAGCUCGUACGGAAUGGCAUCCGAGAAACGGCCAUGAAAUUGAAUGUUUUCUUCAUUCCCACCUUGCAGCUGGACCUGGGCUCCAAUCUAAAUCCGGAGGAUAUCGAGGAAGGCGAUGAUGUUUACUUCGAGUGUAAAGUGCAUGCAAAUCCGGCUGCUUAUAAAGUUGUAUGGAAGCAUAAUCACCAAAUCAUCCAGCACAACCAGCGAGCGGGCGUGAUUGUCAGCAGCGGAGAUCUGGCGCUCCAAGGAGUCACUCGUCACCAGGCUGGCAACUACACCUGUACCGCCUCAAAUGUUGAGGGCGAUGGAGACUCCAAUGUGGUCGAGCUGAAAGUGAUGUAUAAGCCAAUUUGCCGGCCCGAUCAAAAGAAAAUCUAUGGAGUGGCGCGGAACGAGGCGGCCGAAAUCGUUUGCGAAGUGGAUGCCUUUCCGCCGCCGGAGAACUUCAAGUGGUCCUUUAACAACACGGCGGAGACCUUCGACAUGCCGCAGAGUGGUUUCCGGCCACAUUCCGCCCAGGGCUCCACCCUAACCUACACGCCCGUCAAGGAAAUGGACUUUGGCACCAUCAUGUGCUGGGCCGACAACAAUGUGGGUCAGCAGAAGGAGCCCUGUGUGUUCCAUUUGAUAGCCGCUGGCAAACCGGAAGCGCCCACCAAUUGUACGGUGGUCAAUCAAACUUCCGACUCGCUGGAGGUUUAUUGCAUUGAAGGGUUCGAUGGCGGAAUGCGGCAGUGGUUCCUCAUGGAAAUCUUCGAUCAGCACAGUGGCCAGCUGCAGGCGAACAUCAGUGCCAAGUUCGCGGCCUUGAGCGUUACGGGAUUGGAUGCUGGCCGCCUGUUCCGCAUAUAUGUGUAUGCCGUUAAUGGACGGGGCCGCAGUGAUGCCAUUGCCCUCGAUGGAUACACCCUGAAGGCGGCCGAGAAACAGACGGUCGCCUUGACCUCGUACAAGGGCAGUGCCCAAAGUCCGGACAACUUCGAGCUGACACCGAUCCUGUCGAUUGGCAUCUUCGUGGGCAUCCUGGUGGCCAUCGUGUGUAUCGGGAUUGGCACAAUUGCGGCACUGAAGCUACGCUCGCACAAACAUCAGCAGCAGCAGAAAUUCGUACAUCCGAAUGCGAAAUUCUCACGUCCGGGCAAUUUGCAAAUUAAGGACAAAAUCUCGUUGCCAUUGAGUCAUUCCGAGGAGAUGUACGACGAGAAGAAUCCCGAUGUGGUGCCCUACAAUGAGGUUGAUGGUGAAUAUAAACAAAAAUCAGCAACACAAACGCCAUCGGGACAUCUUUCGACGACCAGCGAGGUGGAAAUCAGCUGCAAGCCGGGCUCAACUUCCGGCACCGGAAUCGUACAGGCCAACUCGGCGGACAGUGGCACCUAUCAGAGCAGCAAGGACGAUGAGCUGCACUACGCGGAGCUGUCGCUGGCCAACAUGCCGUCCGGCAGCAGUGGCGCCUCAAAGAAGGGCCAGCCGUGUGGGGUGGUGGGUGUGGUGCAGCAGCAGCAGCAGGUGCAGCAUCCCCACCCCCUGAUGGGUGGCACCUUGCCGCACGGGUCGAGUAUGAGGAAGCUGUUGCCCACGAUUCCGGCGACGGCGACGCUGCAGCGCCACAAGCCGAAUGCGGGCGGAAUGCAGCAUCCGCACCAGCACGCUCCGCCGCCCACGUACGACUACGAUUACUUUGAGGAGCCGACGAUAUACGCGCAAAUCGAUGCAUACAAGACGAUGCAGGUGGACACAACAGGUGCUGGAGCAGGAGCAGGAGCAGCCGGGUCAGGGGUCACGGGCGCCGGGGCAUGCAUCUCCUCGCCCGGAUCGCACGGCACCCCCUCGACCGUUUCGCCUGGCACCGUGCAGAUGUACACCCUGCCCGAGCAUCCCGGUGGCUACCACACUCUGCCACACAAUCACCACGCCGGAGGAGGGGCCGGGGGGACAGGUCCACAGAACUCCACUUCGAUGAUGCAAAUGAUGCAGCACCAGUUGCACCACCAUCCCGCGCCCAACAUGCCGCCCUCAUACCAGCAGCACCAGCAAAACCAGCAGCACCAGCUGACCCACGGCCAGAUGCUGGUCUCGAGCAACAGCAGUGGACUGGCCUCCACCACGGCAGCGGUGGCCAGUCCCAGCAGUUCGCUGUCGGGCCUCUCGGGCGUGGGAAAGUCCUAUUCGCGCGAAAUCGUCACCGUUCGCACCCCGCUCAUGUACUCGCAGCAGGAGAGCUGCGUCUAAACACUAUCCUGGCCCCAAAUAUCCCCCAUUUACUAGUCAUCUAAGUCCUGAGCUCUUCGUGGUUGCUGUCUAGGCUAAGUGUUGCCAAAACGAAUUGAACUUAAAUGCAGCAUUCAAGAGAAUUGAAGUGAAUCGUUUGUGUGCUCUUGGAGGAACUGAUUAUCUUUAAAUAAAAAGGCUUAUCACAAGGCUGCCACAUAAGUCCUUUUCAUUUCAGAGAAGACACCGAAAAGGGAUUUUUUUCAUGUUUCGUCGUGGGCAUUUUUUGAAUAGGUUCCUUGUACACGUUCAAUAAGAAGAUAUUUCUUUUUGCUCCGGCAUUCCACUUUUAGAUUUGACCAAAAGUUAAGUUUAAAAGCAUUUAACUAAAAAUUACUUUAUUUGUUUAGUUAAAACAAUAUUAACAUUUACUUUAAUUUACAAUAAAAUAGUUUUUCAUCAAAAUGUUAAUAUAAUUAAGAAAAUGUUAUUCUCUUAAUGCCCUAAUUGAAAAGUUCAAAUAUUAAAUAUAAUAGUAACUCAAAAAAAAGAUUAUAAUUUACACGUCUAAACAAGAACGUUUCAUAAAUGCGGCAUAAAAAUUUCAAAUUACUGAUAACAGUAAUUUUAAUAAAUCAAAAUUGAUUGGUGAAAAUAGGCAGAAGAAAAGAAAUAUUGAUUCGUGAUUUAUGUUUUGUAGGAGUUCCAGCGUAAACGGCAAAAUGCUCAAAAGAAGACAGAUAAAUUUAGUUUUUAAGGUCUACUUUUGAACAUUUAGAAGCAGAAGAGGAAUGUUCCUUCCUUAUAGUAAGUACUCAGAUGGACACUCAGUCAUUGCAAUAUUUUUUCAAGAUAUUACUUCACAAAUACAUAUGAAUUAUCUUCCCAAGGAGACUUUGUAAAUGUUUGUAAAUGUCAGCUGGCGAGUAAAGAGCAGCAUUUUCUAGCAAUUAGGCUCAAAUCUAGUAUAUAUCUAGUAAGUAUAUCCUUGAUAUAAUAGACUUAAAGCUCACUCUCACUCAACCAAAGAUAGGCGAGCAAUGCGAAGGCGCAACUUCUUGGCAAUUAUAUUGAAAAUAAAUUACAUUAUUCGUAUCUAUGGAAAACAAUAUAAAUAGUACGAACACAUAUACAUAAACACAAAUAAGAAAUUAGAUGCAAUUAGAUUAGCAUAAAUUAAUACUAAGUAUUAAUGUGUAAAUAGCAAAAUCGUAAAUCAAAUUUAUUUUACAAAAACCAAAAGCAAAUCAAGCUGAAAUGCAGCAAAGUAAUGAAUGUAAAUUAUUUGCACAUUCGAUGCGAAAAACUCCAAAAGACUAUAAAUAACAAAAAGAAAAUACAACAUGGACCUAUCGUUGGUAUGCAAACUUUGAAAACGUAAAAAUAACAAAAGGGAUAAUUGUUGUUUGUAAAUUGCAUUUAUAUAUCCAUUCGUAUUUUUCUCUUCAAUGUAUAAAUAAAUGUUUGAACUGUGAAAAGGUAUAAAAAUAAAGAAAUAAAUGCACCUUGUAAAUUAUUGUUACAUUUUAAUAUUUGUGUUUAGUGAAUGGAGAUGUGAACACACAAACAAAACGAAAAGCGAAAGUAUGUAUGAAACACAAUGUUGAGCUGUAUUUGUAAUAGACAGGAAUAAUGGCCAAGCAAGGCAAAUGCAAUUUCCGUUCCCAAACUAGUUAAACGGAAAAGAUCGAAAAUUAAAUAAAAAUGAAACAAGUGAUUUCUCUUACAUCAAUUAGAAUAAAUUACAAAGAAACGUACACAUAUAUGUUGGUCAUCAUCUGCGUAUAUUUCUGCAUGUAAGUGUUCCAACCAAUAUGAAUCUAAACUAAGUGUAGCUAAUUUAACAUCUAAACGAAGCCAUAAAAGAUAAUUGUAAAAUAUAUUAAAGAUUUAGUUUAAAGCAAGACAUAUACUCUACAAAUGAAUUAUGAAUGUAUGUUACGAUUAAGCACUCGAAACGAUAUGGAAAAUACCCCUCCCCUAUCCCAAUGAAUACAAGGAAUACAAUAAAAACUUGAGACACAAAAAAUAAACUGAACAGCAAACAACUGAAUGAACUCAACCAAAUAAAUCCAUACAA